UCCUCAGUCCUUCAGUGUCCGUCCGGACUUGCCAGCGAUCAGAGGGUUGGGUUACGGAGCUGCCGCGCGGACCCCUUCACUCGUGGCUCUGCGCUCACCCAUCCAAGUGAUUUUUUCAUCCGCAUCACCUUUCCGUGUCUUGAACUUGAUUGACUGCAAGACACAUAUUGCUCGCACUACAGCUGUGCACAUGAACCGUUUCAAGGACAGGGAAACUUUGUGAGGAAUGGAGAAACUUUGGCGAGUUACGAUGCAGGCACGGGCGGCGGUGUGGAGGCGCUGCUGACGGUGGCUGUGGCGGUGGUGACCCUUGAGAUAACUGGCCAGGGAAAGAUAAGAACCAAACACAAGCACUCGCCGGCGUGAUAUUCCACUCCCGAGACCAGUGCAUCGUGAGAUAGUGAAGAUAACACACGAGCGGCUUUGUCAAGCUAUGGACAGACAGAUUGAUAGCAAACAGACAGCCACGCCCGAGCCAUGAGUACCGCUGGACGAGUGAAAGCCACUGAAUCAUAACGAUACACUACAAGAACAGGAAAAAAGAGAAGAAAAAAUCAAAGAUGCGGAUGACCGAAUUAACGCGGAGAUUGUACUUGGAAUAAACUCGAUUAAACAGACAGUGAGAGAAAGUGUGACGGAGAGACAGGAAUUGACAGGAGGUGCGUGCGUACAGACACACAGCAAUCAUGGGAGGCGGACAGAAGUGGGGGGCGAAACUGCUGGUGGUGGUGGUGGUGUGGGGGGCGUCGCUCCUCCCCCACGUCCUCCCCCUCUCCCCUUCCCCAACCUCCCGCAACCCCGUCAGCGGCUUGGAAGACAGUCCGCUGACGGAGGUGCAGGCGGUGGAGGGCGAUCGUGUGCUCCUGCCAUGCAACCUGGAGCCGCCCCUCGCUAAUGACUCCAUCCACCUGGUGCUUUUCUACCACGACGGUGGCGGCACCCCUAUCUACAGUCUAGAUGCUCGAAGUGUCAGCCUGGAACAGGCGAGCCACUGGGCGGAGACGGAGCUCGGCGGGCGGGCGUACAUGGAGCUGGGGGCAGGCAAGCGGGGCCUGGUACUGGAGGAGGUGACCAGGAGGGACGAAGGGGAGUACCGCUGCAGGGUGGAUUUCGUGCACUCUCCCACCAGGAACCUCCGCGUCAGACUGCAUGUGAUAGUGCCCCCCCGCAGCAUCGCCAUCUCCACGGACUACUCACCCCGCAGCCGCCUCACUCGCGUGGCUGGCCCUUACCCCGAGGGCUCCGAGGUCACCCUAUCCUGCCAGGUGUUAGGAGGUCACCCCCGCCCCCACGUCACCUGGUGGAACGAAGGGGCACUCCUGGAUAAAGUGAGCGAGGUCAACACAGGUCAGGUCACCCGUAACGCCCUCGCCCUGCCGCCCCUCACCCGCGCUGACCUCAACAAGACCUUGACCUGCCAGGCGUCCAACUCUAACCUGACCAUCCCGCUGUCUCAGGUCAUCACGAUAGACAUGACCUACCCACCGCUCUCCGUGACGCUGGGUCCAGGCUCCGGGGGCGUGCUGACGGUGCGGGAGGGCGUGGGACAGACCCUGACGUGCGAGGCGAGGGGGUCCCGGCCGCCCGCCAAGCUGAGGUGGUGGAAGGACGGCAAUGUGCUGGACCUGCCUACCAAGGACGAAGUGGAGGGCGACGUGUCACGAUCCAGUGUCACGCUGGUACCGGAGGCUCGUGACCACGGCUCGCUGGUGACCUGCCGCGCUUACAGCCCCAGCCUCAUAGACCAGGUGCUCUCCAACGCCACCACGCUCUCCGUCCUCUACAAACCACGCCUUCAGCUAAGCCUGGGGCCACACUUGAGCCUGGAGAGCGUGGAGGAGGGCGACCAAGUGACCUUCACGUGCCAGGUGGACGCAAAUCCCCAGGUGACGGGCAUCCAGUGGGCCCAAGACGGCGUGCCUCUACAGACUAAUUCCUCCAUGGGGGUGCGGGUAGGCGGUGACACUCUGCUACUGGAGAAGGUGACCAGAGCCUCCACGGGACACUACACCUGCGCUGCUGCCAACACUGAGGGCGCUAGGACGUCAAACCCCCUCCAUUUGGCUGUCAUGUUCCCGCCUACGUGUUCUGAUGGCCAGCAGACGGUGUACGGCGCAGCGAGGCACGAGCAGCUCCACGUGCCCUGUCAAGUUCAGUCCUACCCCGAGCCAACCUUCUUCAGGUGGGCGGUGAACACCUCGACGGGCGUGGUAGACGUAGCGCUCAACCUGUCUAGCAACUCAGGGCGGCGGUCGGUGGUGCGCUACAUGCCACAGACACAUCAUGACUUUGGGGAGCUGCUGUGCUGGGCCACCAACCGCGUGGGGCAACAGAAGAGACCCUGCGUGUUCCGGGUCAUUCCUGCAGCCAAGCCCGAGGCGGUGCACGGGUGUGUGGCGGAGCGCAACUCGUCCAUGCCGGCAAGCUACGUGGUGCUGACGUGCUCUCCUGGCUGGGACGGCGGCCUCAACCAGACUUUCACGCUGGAGGUGCGGCAGGCGGCCCGGGAGGAGGUGUUGGAGGCCUUCAGACACGCUUCCAACCCGCUCUUCAUCAUUACUGGGCUCAAGGUGGGAGUGGAAUACCUGCUCACAGUCACAGCGGCAAACUCCAGGGGCUCCAGUCCACCAGUGACCCUCAACUACACUGCCACCGCUGCCUCUGCUGAUAAAGUGGUGUCUCCGCAUUCCCACACCUCCCUGCUGAGUAUCAUGCCCCUCCUGGUCCUUCUCCUUGGUACCCUGGUAGCUGUGUCUGCGUGCGUGGCUGUGGGCGUGCUGCUGGUGAGGCGAGGGAGGGACAAGAGGAAGGCCAGAGCGAAAUGUCUCUACGCAGGCCCCCUCAAGGAUGACUUAGAGAACCAUGACCUUCACACCAUCGUCUGUGUGAAUCGAGAGUGUGAGAAGGAGGAAUUGAUGCGGUCGACAGGGACAGCAGUGGCUAACCUUUACGUGUCGCCUUCAACCCUUCUGAAUAACUCUAGCCUGACGCCCAGUGUGGAUGGUGACAUGCCACUCCGCGAGGGGAUGCCCGUCGCCCCACUGGCCUCGCUGGACUCCCUGGGCCGCUGCUCCACGCCCUCCUCCACCUCCACGUCCAAGACCACCUCCUCCGCCUCCUCCAAGUCCUCCCACGUGUCCUCCGCCACGGUGGCCCUCAACCCUGACUAUCUGGCUAAGGACCCCGAGUACCUCAUGAAAAAUCCCGACCUGCUCAUGAAACACCCGGAAUACCUUUCCAGAAACCCGGACUACGUCAUCAAAAACCCGGAUUUCAUGCUAAAAAAUUCGGAUUACCUGCUAAAAAACACAGAUUACCUGGGGAAGAACGCUGAUUACCUCAUCAGGAACCCGGAGUACCUGGCCGUGAGUCCCGAGUACGUGGCGCCCAGCUCUGAGUAUCUGUCAAAGCGGACGGAAUACAUGAGUCCCAGCGCGGAGUUCCUGGCGCGGCGGGCUGAGUACCUGAGCCAGGAAGUGGACUGCCUGGGCAAGUGUCGGCCGCUGCUAGGGGACCAGAAGCGGCCGUGCUGUCUCAACUCACACAAGGAGAGCUCCGUCUAGCCGCCCCUCCAGAGAGAGAGAGAGAGAGAGAGAGAGAGAGAGAGAGAGAGAAGGAGGAAUAGCAUCACUGGAGUACUCGGCGCAAAACUUUAGCAGUUACUAAGGAAACAGAUUCACCAGGAACAACAAUAACCAUAAAACACAACGCUCCGCUGCAGUACUCGCAGAAUCAGCUGCUGCGGCGACACCAAGCAAACACAGAAACCUUAAUGGCGGGAACGACCUGGACGACCUGCACGACCUGCACGAGAAGGAGAGAAAAAGAGAGAGAGAUUCACCCGCCACCUUACAGAAGCAGGAGAACGGCUGGCAAUCACAUGGUGGCGCAGUGCUCACACCUCCAGCUCCUACGGCGUGAGGCGCGGCGUGAUCCGAGGCACGCGCUGAGAGAGAUGCAAUAGCUGCUCCUGUUGCCUGGACUGGAUUAAUGGCGAAGACUUAGUGGCGGUGCUAAACAAGAGGCGAUGGAGGAAGAGGGAGGAAGGGAGGAGAAGAGGAAUACAGGAGUGUCUAGUGGCUAAUGUAUAUACGUGAAUGAUGACACGAGAUUAAGGAAGAGACAGUAACACGGCGGCAGGCAGAGAGAGGGAGAGAGACGAGGUGGUGCAGGUGACCCUCUCAAACAGCGAUAACAGUGACGAGGGUGCGUGUCUCCGCCUCUCGGUGCAUCUCCGCAGGCAAUAUCAAUAGUGACGAACGGUGCUCAGGGGAAGUUACGAACUCACGUAAACCCGCAGUGCUGUUCCCCUUCCCUCCUUCAGGCCGUGAGUGACAGUGCAGGCGAGUGAACUAAACUGUGAGGUGAUGCAGAUGCGAGGCUGAGAGAGGCGAAGGCAGGUGAGGCAAGGCGAGGCGAGGCGAGGAAGGGAGUCUGGUGAAGCACAUUAAUUCUCUGGUGUAGUGAUGCAUUUAGUGUGUGUGUGUGUGUGUGUGUGUGUGUGUGUGUGUGUGUGUGUGUGUGUGUGUGUGUGUGUGUGUGUGUGUGCGUGCGUGCGUGCGUGCGUGCGUGCGUGCGUGCGUGUGUGUGUGUGUGUGUGUGUGUGUGUGUGUGUGUGGAGAUUACACCUCAUUAAGAAGAUUAACAAGGCUGGUGAAGCAAGACGACCAGGAGGAAUAAUAAGCUGACUUUGCACACUGACUCCCUCACUCUCAUGUCUGCCCGCGCAUCAAUAAUGUAUUGUUCCUGUCCUGUGUAUAAUGCAAACAGAGAGAGAGAGAGAGAGAGAGAGAGAGAGAGAGAGAGAGAGAGAAUGGCCGCCUUACUCCUAUCACUAAAAUGAGCAAAAACCGUCGCACAAAACCAGGUAUCUUCAUGUCUCUCUGUCAUGCAGGUUGUCAGACCUACUUGCGUGUCUUCGCCUCGUGUGUCUCCUACUUUCCUGAAACUGACACUCACUACAGAAACAUAUCAUAACUUCAUCAACACUUGACACGCUGACGAAGACCUAAAGAACUUAGUUUCUCAGAUUAGGUCCGGAACUCAAGCUUGGAAACGUCCUCUCUUGCACCCGUGAAUGUUCAGAAUGUUCUCUCCUGCAGCGCCUCCAUGACACGCCGGCAGGAGGCGCUGACGGAGGAGAGGCAAGGCGGGAGUUAAAGUUUUAUACAUAUGCAUAUGAUACACAUGACAUACAUAUCUCCUUGGGUGCUGCGGGUGACGGGAAGCAGAAAUGUGAUGCUCAUACGUGGAUAAUGCAUUGAAGUUUCUCUACCUAAAUGUCCUCUCUCUCUCUCUCUCUCUCUCUCUCUCUCUCUCUCUCUCUCUCUCUCUCUCUCUCUCUCUCUCUCUCUCUCUCUGAAACUUGACCUCCGCGCCACCUCACGAGGUUCAGAGAUGGACGUCUAGUAUGCAAAUGGCCACCCUGAGUGUGACUGGCCGGAGUGAGAGCACGGAAUAUUGGAGUGUGUGUGUGUGUGUGUGUGUGUGUGUGUGUGUGUGUGUGUGUGUGUGUGUGUGUGUGUGUGUGUGUGUGUGUGUGUUGGAAUUGCCUCUUGAUAAACCUUAGAUGUACCUGGGUGACUUCGUGUUUCUGAGCGUGUGUGCUCGAGAGAGAGAGAGAGAGAGAGAGAGAGAGAGAGAGAGAGAGAGAGAGAGAGAGAGAGAGAGAGAGUACAUACUCAUACCCCAC
Messenger RNA from Portunus trituberculatus (swimming crab), 5692 nucleotides. Its product is annotated as nephrin-like. The transcript is spliced from 15 exons. The record is from RefSeq and is a predicted model, not a curated record. The coding region runs from base 687 to 3563 and encodes 958 amino acids. Lineage: Eukaryota; Metazoa; Arthropoda; Malacostraca; Decapoda; Portunidae. Gene Ontology annotation, molecular function: protein binding.